Molecule: messenger RNA, 1059 nt
Organism: Anopheles moucheti
Lineage: Eukaryota; Metazoa; Arthropoda; Insecta; Diptera; Culicidae
Gene: Rpe
Product: ribulose-phosphate 3-epimerase
Exons: 2
Coding region: 139-825 (228 amino acids)
Biological process (GO): pentose-phosphate shunt; carbohydrate metabolic process; pentose-phosphate shunt, non-oxidative branch
Cellular component (GO): cytosol
Molecular function (GO): D-ribulose-phosphate 3-epimerase activity; metal ion binding
Source: RefSeq, a predicted model, not a curated record
CCCGUACGCUUGUUCCAGCCGCUAUAACGGCACGUUGUUUGACCUUGCAGCGAUAACGGCGACCACAAGUCACUUACAAGAUCGGCACGCGUCAAGCGGCUCGCUGUUGGUUACAUUGGCAAGGAAACUUUCUCUAAAAUGGCUCCACUAAGUGCACGCAUUGGUCCAUCCAUUCUUAAUGCAGAUCUGUCUCAACUGCACGAGGAAUCCCAAAAGUUGCUCGAGAAUGGUGCGGAUUAUCUGCAUCUAGACGUGAUGGAUGGCAUGUUCGUACCGAAUCUCACGUUUGGCCAUCCCGUAGUCAAGUGUUUGCGGAACAAAAUCAAGGAUGCAUUCUUCGAAACACAUAUGAUGGUGCAGAAUCCCCAGCAAUGGAUCGAACCGAUGGCAGAUGCCGGCGUCCAGCAGUACACGUUUCACAUCGAACCGAUCCUCGACACGGUACCGGACGUCUGUAGGAAGGUGCGUGAGGCCGGCAUGAAGGUUGGUUUAGCCAUCAAACCGGGAACGGCGGUGGAAAUGGUUCAGCAGUACAUCGAUGCCGCGGACAUGGUGCUGGUCAUGACAGUGGAGCCCGGUUUCGGUGGGCAGAAGUUUAUGGCCGACAUGAUGCCAAAGGUGCAGUGGUUGAGGGAACAUUAUCCGUCGCUGGACAUCGAGGUGGAUGGAGGCGUUGGACUCAGUACGAUCGAGCAGUGUUCGAAGGCGGGCGCAAACAUGAUCGUUGCCGGUACCGCGAUCAUUCGGGCCGACGAUCAGGCGGCGGUCAUACGAGAUUUGAGGAACUCGGUGCAAAGUGCAAUUAGCCAUGGAGCGAAAUGUUGAUACUGUUACAAAGCCGAUGCGGGAAAUAUAAUGAUAAAUGGUGCAAGACACAUUAAUGUAUCGUUGUUGCGUAGAUUUCACAUUUAAAAAUAUUCCUUUCAUUUAGGGAAUAUAUUUGAUCAAUUAACAAUUUUUCAUGUUGUAUCAAUACGAUAGAUGAAGCGAAUUUCCGACUAAGUUUCACAAGAAAAAUUAGUCUUCACGUCUCAUAGAACCACCAAAUGUUCCUACGUU